This is a messenger RNA of Bufo gargarizans (Asiatic toad), 1581 nucleotides long. RefSeq names its product dysbindin domain containing 1 (gene DBNDD1). The record is from RefSeq and is a predicted model, not a curated record. Bases 145 to 627 code for a protein of 160 amino acids. The transcript has 4 exons. Gene Ontology annotation, cellular component: cytoplasm. Lineage: Eukaryota; Metazoa; Chordata; Amphibia; Anura; Bufonidae. Gene Ontology annotation, biological process: negative regulation of protein kinase activity.
GAGGCUCUCAGCUCGGGGAUGUGCGUCUGCGGUGCAGGUCCCUCCGCUCGCUGCCUGCUGCAGGGAGGAGGCUGCAUCUGAUGCUGCCCUGUGCUCCAUCAUCUCUUCCUGCUCAGCUGAAGGAACCCCUGAAUCAGGAUCUGGAUGGAGACCCAGCCAGGGCCCGGUCCCUCAGAGCAGACCAGAGAAGCAGAAAGCCAGGUCGGCUCUCACCCUAGAGCCCCCGCUGAGGUGACCGUAGAAGAACCUCAACAACCCCUGGCGGCUGAGGUGGAAUCAGGAGUCCUGGCACCUAUGACGGGGCUCCUGCAAGUCACAGAAAGAAGACAACCGCUCAGCAGCGUCUCCUCUCUAGAAGUGCACUUUGAUCUGCUGGAUCUGACAGAACUCACAGACAUGUCUGACCAGGAACUGGCCGAAGUGUUUGCCGACUCGGAUGAUGAAAACGCGCACAAUGAGCCGCCUCCAGGUCUUCAUUUACCUCCUCUCCCUCGAGCCGGGUACCUCCGUUCUCCGUCUUGGACCCGAUCAAGAACUGAAAGGGAGAAGAAACAUCUCAGCGACUCAGAGCUGCAAGGAGGACUGCUGGACACGUUCCUCGCUGCAGAGAGAUCCAAAGAGAACUAACAAGAAAGCCUUUACCCCACCGAAACUGGUCCCCUUUGCCCUCUUAUCAUCCAUAUCAGGGAUUGGAAAGUGCCAAGACCAUAGCUCUCAAAACUGCAUCAACCACGGCCGGGGCCACGUCAGUACUGCGUCUACUCUCUGGGACGAUAGACGGGGCCUGCUCAGCACGUGAGGCUUAGUAGAGGUCCUUAUCCGUAGUAGAACCCUAUCAGUAGUGGAGCUUGGAGGAACAUCAUCUUCUUGUAGAACUGAGAGGAACUGGAGACCUGGUUCGACCACUGGGAAUCUGGGACGCCACAACACUACCAGCUGUAGAAUGAAUUUAGUAGAUCCAUACCUACAUGGAGCCCCGGUCCAGGAACCACGACUGCCAUCCCAUCCCUACAGGAGGUCCUACCUGGUGCUCGGAUGCUCAGAGAUAUGAUGGGACGAAGAAGCAGGCUUAGUAACAGGACAAUUACCAGCACGUAAAUUGGUUGCCGGAGGACAACCCGCUCCAUGAAUGUAGAUCUGGAUGAGCGUUACCACCUCAGUAGCGAGGAGGACAUUUUUGGGACACGGUCCAAUUAACAACUUCAUAAGCACAGAAUCCCCCCACCCACCCUCCGCCGCCUUAAUAUACACCGCCAUCCACCACCACCUUCUCCGGGGAAGCUGUGGGUCACGUUCUUGCCACCUAACCCUUACUGUGGAGCACUUUGAUGGGGAGCUGCAGUGCACAAGCCCUUAUUUUAUCGCUCAGUCGUUCCAUCGCCUCGCAGAAGCAGCGUUACAGUGUGUGUUUUCCGGUGACUCUUCUUUUGUUACUACGGUGACACUUUUGCACUUUACGAUGAUGUGGCUGUGCCCCCACAGCUUUGGGAUUUCGCCCCUGCGAGGACUUUCUGGCACUUAAAAGAGUUUGCGACAUGACACAUUAAAAUCUUCCUGAACCGUGAAAACGUAGAAUGUAAC